AUGUCUAAUGGUUAUGAAGACCACAUGGCCGAAGACUGCAGGGAUGAUAUCGGGAGGACGAACUUAAUUGUCAACUAUCUCCCUCAGAACAUGACCCAGGAUGAGCUACGGAGCCUGUUCAGCAGCAUUGGUGAAGUUGAGUCCGCAAAACUUAUCCGUGACAAAGUAGCAGGACACAGCUUGGGCUAUGGUUUUGUGAACUACGUGACUGCAAAAGACGCCGAGAGAGCCAUCAACACACUGAACGGCCUGAGACUCCAAUCUAAAACAAUUAAGGUAUCCUAUGCUCGCCCCAGCUCUGAGGUCAUCAAAGAUGCGAACCUGUACAUCAGCGGGCUCCCGAGGACCAUGACGCAGAAGGACGUGGAGGACAUGUUCUCGAGGUUCGGGCGCAUCAUCAACUCCCGUGUGCUUGUGGACCAGACCACAGGUUUGUCCAGAGGGGUUGCGUUUAUCCGGUUUGACAAACGGUCGGAGGCAGAAGAGGCAAUUACCAGUUUCAAUGGUCAUAAACCCCCAGGUUCCUCUGAGCCCAUCACAGUGAAGUUUGCUGCCAAUCCCAACCAGAACAAAAACGUGGCGUUGCUCUCCCAGCUGUACCACUCGCCCGCACGACGGUUUGGAGGGCCCGUGCACCACCAGGCGCAGAGGUUCAGGUUCUCCCCGAUGGGUGUGGAUCACAUGAGUGGGCUCUCUGGCGUCAACGUGCCGGGCAAUGCGUCUUCAGGCUGGUGCAUCUUCAUCUACAACCUCGGGCAGGACGCCGACGAGGGAAUCCUCUGGCAGAUGUUUGGUCCCUUUGGUGCCGUCACCAACGUGAAGGUGAUCCGCGACUUCAACACCAACAAGUGCAAAGGGUUUGGCUUUGUGACCAUGACAAACUAUGAAGAAGCGGCGAUGGCCAUAGCCAGUCUGAACGGCUACCGCCUGGGGGACAAAAUCUUACAGGUUUCCUUCAAAACCAACAAGUCCCACAAAUAA
This is a messenger RNA of Chrysochloris asiatica (Cape golden mole), 981 nucleotides long. RefSeq names its product ELAV like RNA binding protein 1 (gene ELAVL1). Gene Ontology annotation, cellular component: ribonucleoprotein complex. Gene Ontology annotation, molecular function: RNA binding. The transcript has 5 exons. Bases 1 to 981 code for a protein of 326 amino acids. Lineage: Eukaryota; Metazoa; Chordata; Mammalia; Afrosoricida; Chrysochloridae. The record is from RefSeq and is a predicted model, not a curated record.